AUGGCUCGGAUUGGCCAUGUAAAGUUGGAGAGGCGGCCUGCCUGGGUCCUCGCGUCCAUGACUGCAAGCAUCCUCUGCUUCACAAUAUAUGCGUACCACGGCGGCACUCGUCUCGACUGGCGCAGCACGGCACAGCACUUGCAGCCGCCUGCCCAACCAGAAAGCACCACCCCCGAGGCCCCCAAGAGCCCCGGGAGCCCGCCGAGCCGGGGCCAACCCAAUCAAGCAGGCGCGGCUCACUUGCCAGCAUGGGUCGAGACACCAAAGGUCUUCGACGUCGCUCAGGUCUCGGAUUACCUGCCGCCGCCUUUCUCACUCGGCACGCCCAUUGCACUUUACCCCCAGCUCGCACAGGCCGUGGACAGGUUCCUCUCGAGGCCUGUCCUCACACACAAGCAGGCCAGCCAACAGAACCAGGACGCCUGCCCCCUGGAGCAAGCCAAUGCCCAGGUCAACGCGGACCAGCUCAAAAACGACCACGAGAAAUGGCUCGCCGUCGAUCCCGAGACGAUUGACCGCAUGCGCAGAGGCGCUCUGGACUAUCUCGAGCAGCAUACCGCCAGCGAGGGAGAGGCUGCCCUCAUCGGCCCUGGGUUUGGUCUAGAUGGGAAGCCCGUCCGCCAGGGUUCGCGCGGCAUCGUAUUUGCCGCAGGAAACCACAGGACUGUAGACAGGGCCAUCGGGUGCAUCAAGGAGAUCCAGAAGCUGGGAUGGCAGCGUGGCGCGAUAGAAGUGUUCCACUUUGAGGGCGAGCUGACGGACGAGGGUCAGAGGCAGCAGCUGAGAGACCUCGGCGCCACUCCUCACAUGGUCUCGACCCAGAAAACCCCCGGCCGCUGGAAGAACUUUGAGCUCAAGGCCGAGGCCAUCCUUCGCAGUUCCUUUGACGAGGUGCUCUACCUAGACUCGGACAACUAUCCCUUGUCCGACGUGGGCGCCCUCUUCGACUCAUCCCUUUUCCGGGAUGCCCGAGGAGGGAACGCCGUCUUUUGGCCAGACCUGAACCGUGACCAUCCGGACAAUGCCAUCCACCGUGUGCUUGGUAUCCCCUGCCACAAUGCCUGGGAGCAUGACAGUGGGCAGAUACUCAUCGCGAAGUCCGGCAACGAUGGACUGAACCUCGCCGCAUUGUAUCUGGCUCAGUACAUGGCUGAGGAGGGGGACUUCUGGUUUAGCGGUGGCGACAAGGAUACAUUCCGCUAUGCCUUCCUGGCUCUUGGGAUAACCUAUACACCCGCCCCGCGCUGGCUGUCCCUGCUGGGCAACCGCGAUCAAAGAGACAACUUCUGCGGCGCUGCUAUGCUACAGUACGGCCUUAGUCCGCCACGAGAUGGGCGUGCCGAUCCAGCCGACCCGUCGCAUCCAGAACCGUUGUUUGUGCACGCCAACCUACUCAAGCACAUGAGUGGUGUACGCCCAGGUGACGUGUUCACCCUAUUCAGACGCCUAGUCCCGGGGCAGGACGAUGUUCGCACCGAGUACCGCCCAGCUGCCGCCCUGCAUAGUGUCACUGGUGGCGGAAGCUCUGUCGCGGGUAGAGGCCUGUGCAGUGAUAUUAUCGCGUUCCGAGGCGGGGCUGAAGUCGAAACCAUAGAUACCAAAACGUCCUUUGGGGGCAUGAUGAAGGACUUCGAAGAGCAAUUCUUCAGUUAUGGAGCUCUCCCAGGACUUUGGCGCUAG
This is a messenger RNA of Diaporthe citri, 1680 nucleotides long. RefSeq lists its product as uncharacterized. The record is from RefSeq and is a predicted model, not a curated record. The transcript has 3 exons. The coding region runs from base 1 to 1680 and encodes 559 amino acids. Gene Ontology annotation, cellular component: Golgi apparatus. Gene Ontology annotation, biological process: mannan biosynthetic process. Gene Ontology annotation, molecular function: alpha-1,2-mannosyltransferase activity. NCBI's taxonomy places the organism in Eukaryota, Fungi, Ascomycota, Sordariomycetes, Diaporthales, Diaporthaceae.